CAAAGUGGCAAGGUCAUUAAAAUCAACUAAAAAUGUGCCAGACUGAAGGGAUUAAGCAGAAUGACAACUAAAAGCAACCUGUGACAACUUGUUACUUCCGACCUUAACCCUCGCACUCCGUUGAAAGGCUCCCAGUCACCCUAGCAGGUUCCAACGCUUGUAAGGAACGCAAGGACAGCCGGGAAAGGGGGCGAGAUCCGGAAGCCAAGAUACGCACUUCCGUUCCCAGGUCGCUUGCAGCCAAUCGGCCUCUGUUGCUCCACCCCUUCCGUUCUAGGGAAAAGCCAGCUACUCAAGCGUUUUCCGGCAGGAGCUGUGCCGCUCCUUAUCAUGGGGACAAUUCAUCUCUUUCGGAAAUCACAAAGAUCUUUUGUUGGCAAGUUAUUACAGGAAUUUAGACUUGUUGCAGCUGACCGAAGGUCCUGGAAGAUAUUGCUCUUUGGUGCAAUAAACUUAACAUGCACUGGCUUCCUGCUUACAUGGUGCAGUUCCACGAACAGUAUAGCUUUAACUGCCUAUACUUACCUGACCAUUUUUGAUCUAUUUAGUUUAAUGACGUGUUUAAUAAGUUACUGGGUAAUGAUGAGGAAACCUAGCCCGGUCUAUUCAUUUGGAUUUGAAAGAUUAGAAGUCCUGGCUGUAUUUGCCUCUACAGUCUUGGCACAGUUGGGAGCUCUCUUUAUACUAAAAGAAAGUGCAGAACGCUUUUUGGAGCAGCCUGAGAUACACACGGGAAGAUUGUUAGUCGGUACUUUCGUGGCUCUUUCCUUCAACCUGUUCACGAUGCUUUCUAUUCGGAACAAACCUUUUGCUUAUGUCUCUGAAGCUGCUAGCACGAGUUGGCUGCAGGAGCAUGUCGCCGACCUGAGUCGCAGCGUGUGUGGAAUUGUUCCAGGGCUGAGCAGUAUCUUCCUUCCCCGAAUGAAUCCAUUUGUCUUGAUUGACCUCGCCGGAGCGUUUGCUCUUUGUAUUACAUAUAUGCUCAUUGAAAUUAAUAAUUAUUUUGCUGUAGACACCGCCUCUGCCAUAGCCAUUGCUCUGAUGACGUUCGGCACCAUGUACCCCAUGAGCGUGUACAGUGGGAAGGUGUUACUUCAGACAACACCACCUCAUGUUAUAGGUCAGUUGGACAAACUUAUCAGAGAGGUAUCAACCUUGGAUGGCGUUUUGGAAGUCCGAAACGAGCAUUUUUGGACCCUAGGUUUUGGCUCAUUGGCUGGAUCAGUGCACGUGAGAAUUCGACGUGAUGCAAAUGAGCAAAUGGUUCUUGCUCAUGUGACCAACAGGCUGUACACUCUAGUGUCUACUCUGACUGUUCAGAUUUUCAAGGAUGACUGGACAAGGCCUGCCGUACUGUCCGGGCCUGUGGCAGCAAAUGUCCUGCAUUUUUCAGAUCAUCACGUAAUCCCGAUGCCUCCUUUAAAGGGCACCGAUGAGUCGAACCCUGUCACGUCGACUCCAACGAAACCUAGUAGUCCACCUCCAGAAUUUUCAUUUAACACCCCGGGGAAAAAUGUGAGCCCAGUUAUUCUUCUAAACACACAAACGAGACCCUAUGGUUUGGGUCUCAAUCACGGACACGCACCUUACAGCAGCAUGCUUAGUCAGGGACUUGGAGUUCCAGGCAUUGGAGCCACCCAAGGAUUCAGGACUGGCGUUACAAAUGUACCAAGUAGAUACGGAACUAACAACAGAAUCGGACAACCAAGACCGUGAUGUACUGCGAUUUAAUUUAUUGUAUGAGGAAUAUUGACUUCUUGACUUCCAGUGUAUUUAGUAAUCCAACUUUGCAUUGACUGUUCAAUCAUUUAUUGUAAUUGUAAAAGAAUAGUAGUCUAGUUCAUGUUAUAUGAAACCGAUGAAAUUAUAUUUUUGUAAAUGUAUUAAGUACGCUGAGAACCUUUAAAUGCUGUAGGCUUUAAAGUAUAUUUCUCUAAAUUUGCAUUUUGCUGUCUUUGGUUUUGUGAUUGACUAUAGAGUGAUAGGCUAUCUUUGCACGAGAGCCGUGUGAGUGGGUCUGCUGUGUUAUCAAAGGUACAGUUUUUUCCAUGAGAUGUAUAAACCUGCUUCUUGGGUAAUGAUACACAUCCUAGGAAAGAAAAAACAUGGCCGCACUAAAAGUAAAAGUCUCUUUUAUAGCUUUUCCAAACUUAACUGCUGCAUUUUCCUUCAAGGUCCUCCUGAAUUAUGUCUUGCAAAGCAAAAGCAAAAAACUGUAUCAGAAAAUUCAGAACAUAUUCUACUACCUGGUUUUGGUCAUUUAAAAAUUUCUGUACAUUUGUGAAUAGUCCGAGCUUCUUAAAAGUUGCAUAAUCAAUUUUAGUUUAUGUUAAAUAAUUUUAUCAAAAGAUAAUGGAUGUUAGAUAGUAGAAUACAGUAUUUUCAGAGCUACUACAAGCAGUUUCUCCUUGUUUUGCUUUGUGAAACAUAGUCAAUUGUUAACUGUGAUGAGUGUGAGAAUUAUGUAGAUUAUUUUACUUUUGAUUAUUUCCCAAGUACACAUGUUAAAGACUUUCUAACAUGGCCAGUAUUACUAAUUAAAAAUAGAACAAGCAGCAGUCGCAAAUUACCUAUGAUUUUUUUCAUUAUAUCAUGAGUUUUAUGAUUAUGGUUUUUAAAAGAGAUUUUAAGAGUGAAUUCAACUUUUCUGGAAUCCAGUGACUCCCGGGGAUCUGUGACUUUUCCAGCCAUCCACCUGCCGUCGUGAGAAGAUUUCUGUUUUUGUAGAAUUUGCAACAGUUUCUUCAAUCAACUCAUCCUUUUACAUAUGAGCAACACUUCCAAAUCCUUUUUCUGCACGGUGGAAUAACAGACAUCUCAGAAGCCACCUCCAUCAAGCAGAACUGUAGUUACUCUGUGGUAAUAAAUGACUGCGUCUCUAUUAACGUUUGCUUGGUGAGGAGCUGGUCGUUGUCUUGACUGCUGUGACUUACCGAAGAAAUAGAGGGCACAUGACCUUGACCACGGGAAUAUGAAGCUUUGUAAAAUGUAAUAGGGCAAACUGUUUCUCGUCCUUUGUCUCAUCUUCCAACUAUUGCUACCCUAUUGUUGGUCUACUGUUACAGGGUGAUUUUUCCUCCACUGACCCCAUCUAAAUGUGAAUUCAGGUCAUGCGUGAAAUCUGAACUGUCAUAUACUGAGUGAUGAUUAAGAGGGAUGUGCUGUCACCCCGUGCACAUCUCCACCCCCAUGGGAUUUUUAAAGUGUCCAGAUGCGGAACACAAUUCUGCAUGAGGUUAAAUGCCUCCUUCCUCGACCCCCAUUCAGAAGUAGCACCUGUGCAGUUGUCCCACCAAAGGUGCUUUCGUGCCCACAUAUACUAUUUGAGAAGUUGCCUCUGGGUUCUAAAGGAAUUGGCUCUACUUGCUGCAGUUCAGUAAUGCCAACUACGGCAGGUGACUUUGGUCCAUCGUUUGCCUGGCUCUGGCCAGCUUUCUGGAUAUAAAAACAAGAAACUUGGCCAGCAUACAGGCCUUAGGCAGUAGCCUUACUGGUAAAUCUUGCUCUGGAGUUACUUGAAGCUAGAUUUUUAAAAAAGGAAGUUCAAAUUAAAUACUUGGCCCACAGUUUGGGACUAAGAGUAAGCAUCAUGGAGUGUGACUGACCCAGUUUGAGAGAUCACUGUUUGUGAUGGGAAGAAACACGAGACUGAUUGGGAGACAAGAAUCGGAUUCUAAUCCUAACACUGCCUCUGUGUGAGUCGUCUUGUAACCAUGGGCAAGUCGUUUAACUCCCCUGAGCUUUCUCAUCUGUAAAGUUAGGGUGGGAAAUGAGUUCGUUGAUCUGUGACUGUCAGCUCUAAAACUUUGUGACUAGAUCUGUAGAAUAUGUGCCCACCUGCUAAACGGAAUAUUGUGCCCAGCCUGUCUUUCCGGGGACUACCUCCACACAGAAGCCAAGUGCUUCCUGCACCGACACCCAAGCCAUUAAUCCGAGGUGCUGUGGGACCAGAAGGUGAACUGCAGGCUAACACCUGUAGGGUUCUGUUUAUUUCAGACUUGCCUCAAAUAAAUCUUUCAAUCUGUUUAAACAGAUUUUUCUUAGACUUCUUUCUUUGUGGGAAAGGAUUAUUUAUGUGGAGUGUUGGAGAUAAGAUUAGGACAAGGCACCCUUAGCUUCCACAGGGUAUGAAAGAAUGGGGUACAUUUAUAUUUCUUCCUUAAUCUCUGAAGUCGCAGUGGAAAUUACAUACAUGUAUCAGCAACUGGGGAGGACCUGAGUUUCAAGCCUCCGAUUCAGCUGCUCAAAAACUGCCAAUUUUUAUGCUCAACUGAAGAAUGCCGACCUUCUCUGGGAAUCUUAUCUGCUUCUUACGUAAGAAAAUACUUUUUCACAUUCCAAAAUGUUUGAAUUAAACUUUUUGAAUAAAAACAGACAUGGACUUUUCUGUGAUUUUAAAUAA
Artibeus jamaicensis (Jamaican fruit-eating bat) is the source of this 4402-nucleotide messenger RNA. RefSeq names its product solute carrier family 30 member 6 (gene SLC30A6). The transcript has 14 exons. Bases 331 to 1716 code for a protein of 461 amino acids. Gene Ontology annotation, cellular component: membrane. The record is from RefSeq and is a predicted model, not a curated record. Lineage: Eukaryota; Metazoa; Chordata; Mammalia; Chiroptera; Phyllostomidae. Gene Ontology annotation, molecular function: monoatomic cation transmembrane transporter activity. Gene Ontology annotation, biological process: transmembrane transport; monoatomic cation transport.